UGCUGAGUAUUGUGGUUGGAGCCCUGGGGCGGAUGCGGAGGCAGGUCUCCGCCCCGGAGCCCGUGCAGUCAUGAGAAGAAAGCGCAUAGCUCUGAGUCUGCAAAGAGUAUAUUUCACUAACCAAAGCUGGAAAUCCAAUAACUCCUCCUAUUAUUAAUAAUUAUUCGCUCGGAAGCUGGUCCAAGAUUCAGGAACAUUUUGUGCCAGUGUGAAUUAUAUAUAUAUAUAGAAAGAGAGAGAGAGAGAGAGAGAGAGCAAGCAGGAUAGUAAGGCCCAAACGCAGCUUCCAGAGAUAGAAACUUUCUGUGCAUAAAAAAAUUUUGCCUGGAUGUCCUCUGUAUGUGUUGGAAAUACAAUUGCUAGGUUUUCUUAUAGUUGCAUUGCCUUUAUACAUCUGGAGAUAGCAAGCUUGAGAAGGCAGGGUUUUUAUUAGAUAUUCUCUUGCCUGGCAUCCUUAUUUGUGAUGCAGAGUAUAUUUUGAAGGCUCUAGAGCUGUAAAGAUUCCAGAGUGGGAUACAAGACAGAAUGGCUGAAGCUGUCCAUUAUAUUCAUUUGCAGAACUUCAGCAAGUCUCUUCUGGAGACCCUGAAUGGACAACGUCUAGGUGGUCAUUUCUGUGAUGUGACAGUGCAUAUCCAGGAGGCCACCCUGCGGGCUCACCGUUGUGUACUGGCUGCUGGCAGCCCCUUUUUCCAUGAUAAACUGUUGUUGGGCUACUCAGAGAUUGAGGUACCCCCUGUUGUCCCCAGCCAGGUAGUGCGUCAGCUGGUGGAGUUUAUGUAUAGUGGCUCUCUGGUCGUAGCCCAGUCUGAAGCUCUGCAGAUCCUCACCGCUGCUUCCAUCUUGCAAAUCAAGACUGUCAUUGACGAAUGCACCCAGAUCAUCUCUCAGAAUCGCAGCCCGAAACCCCCCACUGUUGCUCCAGCGGUACCCCUAUCUCUUCCCAGAGUUCUGCCCGGCAAGCCCCAGGAGCAACAAUCCAAAGAGGUCAUUGGCAGCCUCUCACGACCAGGUGACCUUGACACUGCCCACCUUGAACCCCCAAAGCUGCUUUGUGCCUCAGAGGUGCGUUAUAAAUUGCGAGACUUGCUGUCCUCCCAGCACAGAGAAGCUAGGACAGCUGCCUGUGAAGGGUCCAUAAGUGAAGGAGAUGCAGGAGGUUCCUACCUGCACUCCACUGAAUCUGCCCCCAGUUGCCAUAGCCGCAAGCAGCGCCAGCCAGUGAGGCUUCAGCUGUCUGAGACAAUGCCAGUGAUCAUCAAAGAUGAAGAAGAAGGCGGUGGGGAAGGCCCAGAGGGGUCGGAGGCAGAAAGAGAGGCCAAACUGAGCUGCUUUGCUGAAUGCAGUGGGAGUGGCCCCUUUACUGCUGAUUUUGGUGACCAGGCAAAGGAUUCUGGGGGUAGCAGUGGAGCAGACCGGAAGGAGAGCCUCCACUUGGAUUAUGCCACCCCGGAAGGUCAGGAUUUCUUUGGAAAUCAGGAUGUCUUUUCCGAGUCCUUCAUCCCAUCCUGGCAGGGAGAAGAAAGUGGAGAAGAGGCUACAGUUUCCACCUCUCGAGAUAGAGAUAAAUUCCAUCCUGAUUGCAAUGUAGAGGCUUCCAAUCUAAGGAACUUAACAGGAGAAUUCAAGCAAGACCUAAGUGGCUCCACCUCUGGGUUUCCACCCCGGAGCAGCAGUGGUGGGGCUGAGGGCUUGACCUUUGUCUCCUCCCUAGGCAUCCAGCGGGAGCUCAAGGCAGAAGUCACUAAUACCAGCACAGUCACCAGUAAUACCAGCAUCUUCCAGUUCCACUUACCUCAGCCUGGUGGCGUAGCCCAGACCUUCUACAGCAUUCAGCAGCAGCAGCAGCAGCAGCAGGAGUCAGGUGCCAGCAAUAUGGUGCAGCUCAGCCCCAACACAAUGGUUACCGGUGCUCUUCAUGGUGGGGAGCAGCAGAGCCAACAGCCUGGAACCUCCCGCUGCUUGGAACCUUCCUAUCAAUGUAGCCACUGCCAGAAAACGUUCAGCUCUCGGAAGAACUACACCAAGCACAUGUUCAUCCAUUCUGGUGAGAAGCCCCAUCAGUGCAGCAUUUGCUGGCGUUCCUUCUCACUGCGGGACUAUCUGCUCAAGCACAUGGUGACCCACACUGGUGUGCGUGCCUUCCAGUGCUCCAUCUGCUGCAAGCGCUUCACCCAGAAGAGCUCCCUCAACGUGCACAUGCGCACCCACCGCCCUGAACGCUUCCAGUGCUGCAUCUGCAACAAAUACUUCUCCCACCGUACUCUGUUGGAGCGUCACAUGACCACUCACACUGCCUGGAAAGGGGGCCCAUCAGAUGCCCCCGGGGCUCUUGUCACAUCCUCCUCCCCAGCUGACUGGAAGGAGAAACCAAAUGUUGCCACCACGGCUGCUCCUGCUGCUGAGGCAAGCAUCAUUCCUGCUCCUGUGGCUUGGAAAGCAGGGGAGCCGACUGCUGAGAGCACCAUCAGUGGUUGGAAGACAGGAGAUCCGAGCCAGGCAGAAAGUCGUCUGGUAACCUGGAAGGGAGAAGCUACUGGGGAAAAUUCAGUUACGGCCUGGAAAGGAGAUCCUACUUCGGAAACCUCCAUGCAGCCUCAUACUGUCUAGAACAUAUGGGCCUUUUUUGCUGCUUGAUCCAACCCUUGUGGUUUAUGGAGAUAGAUGGCAUCAAGGCUUACUUUGAGUCCUUUAAUCUGGAAAAAUAUCUGAUGUGGUAUGUUGCAAACUAGAAAGGCAAAGUCUUCAGGGCUACCACUGUAGAUUCUACAAGGGAUAGUGCUACCACGGGCAGACCAUGCACUCUGCUGUAGGACACAGAUGGAGACUGUGUCCAAUGGCUGUCUCUUAGUCUGCCUGUAGUGCAAUAGUAUAGCAUAUGCUUUGCAUGCUGGGAGUCAUAAGUUGAAUCCCUGAUCUUAUCAGUUAAAUGACAUGUUAGCAGGACUGGGAAUGUCCUUUGACUGGAAUUCAAAACAGGAUUUUCCAAAAAGAGUGGAUCACAUUAAUCUUAUUGGACCAAUAGACUGACCUACACUAAGGCAAUGUAAUACUGGAUUUCCCAGAAAAUAAGACCAGAUCGUAUUUUCUUUUGACCCCUGAAAUAAGCACUUGGCCUUAUUUUGGGGAGGUUUAUUUUUUUUUGAGGUGGACAAUGCGGCAAGCGCGAUCACCUCAUGGCUGCUCAGCCCCUUAACCGCCGUUUGCAGAUCAGCUGAUCCAGUGAGGGCCAGAAAUUCUGUCUCUUGCCAGCCCUAGCCCUGUCGACCUGAGACUGGGGGGGAGGGAGGCCAGAGUUCCGAAUAGUGGCCAGUGUAGGCUCUGUCUGCACAGCCAUGAAGGGGAUCUGCAUGGCCAGUUCUUGCCCACAGCAUUGCCAGCCAGGAUAGGUUCAGAGCUGCUGCUGGCCGAGAUCAACAGAUUUGAUCUCGGCCAGCAGAUUUGGUGAGCCAGACGCACUGCCGCCCCCUGGGAGGACAAGAGGGAGAGGAGGCGCUGCGAGAGAGCCCAUUUCUCAUGUUCUUCUCCUUCCGGGUGGUGGCAGUGCGUCCGGCUCACCGAAUCUGGCCUGCUGAUCUCAGGCAGCAGCAGCAGCCUGGGACUCAUGUCCCAGUGCCAAUCCCCAUGUCAUCUGCCCCGCAUAUUUGUUCAGUAGGGAUUUGGGGACUAGCCGGGCUAGCUGAGUGUGCACAAAAUGCGGAGCUGGAGACUGGGGCUUGGGGGCGGGGGGUCGAGCCCAGCUGGCUUCACAUGGGAGAAGAGUGGCGAGGGAGCCCAUUUCUCGCGUUGGGUCAGGUGGUGUUCGCCCACACAGAGGCCGGGCAUCUGUGUGUGUGUGAGAAAGAGAGAGAGAAAAAGAAAGACACGGUGGAAAGGAAACCCUUUCAAACAGCAUUGCCUGCAAUUCUCUUUCUCUGUCAUUUAUCACACACACACAGACAUUUGAUUGCUUGAAAGGGACAGGCUGUGCUUUGCUUGUACCAUAAGCACUUGCUUUAAGCAUGUGCUUCCCAUAAUCUUGCCUGCCUUUUUGUCCAUUUUUCAAGCAGCAGCAGCCGGGUAGUGGGGGGCGGCGAUUCCAACAGACCACAUGGCUUUCUGCCUCAUCAUGCAGCAGCCUGAGGAACACCGGAGCUGCAGGUCUGGCGGAGUGCAAACCGUGCUUGCUGCCUGCUUCAUAGCCACAAGGUGAGCUGCAGAAGAGAGGAGCUCUUGGCUGUAAGGUUGCCUGGUGCUGUGGGGAGGGCUAGGGCUGGCAACUGCCAGAAAAAUCUCCAGGCACCAGGAGAGACAGACCUACCAGCCCUCGCUGGAUCAGCUGAUCCGCGGGCCGCAGUUAAGGGGCUAAGCAGCCAUGAAGUGACCAGGGAAGGGAAGAGCUGCCUCCUGUGCUGGCCAUGCCCACCCCCUUCAUUAGGGCUUACUUUUGGGGUAGGGUGUAUAUUAGGCUUACCCCAGUGGUGCUAUUUAGCCAGUUCUAUCCAGUUGGGGCGAACCGGUAGCGGCAGCUGUGGGAAGCUCCGCCCACCCACCCAGACAUCAUCACGUCCCGUUUUUUACGCUCUGUGUAUGUGCUCCCAUUUGCUAACUGGUAGCUAAGGUAAGUGAAUACCACCCCUGGCUUACCCCCCAAAAAUCGAGCUAGACCUUACUUUUUGAAUAGGUCGUAUUUUCAGGGAAAUGUAGCUUAAUGCUGGGAAAUGGUGGCUGAAUCUUUAAAUACAUGACAAUAAAUCACUUGAGUAACAGGUGCUGGGGUGGGAUAUAAUCUCCCAAAAAUAUCUGGCGACAUACAGGACACUACAUGAAUACUUGCCUUGUUCCAACAAGGCAGUUCAUAGAUAAGACUGCAGCAACAAAUAUGAAGCACAAUAUUGUGGGGUCCUUGGUGCUCUCUGAGUAGGGCAAGAAAACAGUCAAGCUAAGAGAGCACCAAGGACCCCUCCCCCUUCAACCCUGACGUACAGAUAUUCUGUUGUAUUGGAAGCACAAUAUUCUCUGUCUGCAGCUAAUAUAUUACUGACUUAUAUUUUUAAGACAGUUUGCUUUUAUUUUGUUGAGAAAGUUACCAACACCUUUCCAUUUUGUUUUCUUUUUCUAUCUAGGAAUAAAGCAGUGUCUGAAUCUGUCUGAAUUUUAGAGUAGUAAGACUGUGAUGAAAUUGCUGUAGAUGGAGUCUUAAAACAGUGGCUUUUUUGAGCCCACAUUCUAGUAGUUCUCGAUUUACAAUCAUUCACAUAGUGACCUUUAAAGUUACAACAGCACUGAAAAAAGUGACUUAUGAUCUUUUUUCACGCUUAGGACUGUUGUAGCAUUCCCAUAUUCAUGUGAUCAAAAUUUGGACAUUUGGCUUGGGGUCAAAGACUGGCAUCUUUUUAUAACAUUCAUAGUGAUUCAUGUGUAAUCUACUGACAAAGUCAAAUGAGAAUGCCAGAUUCAUUUACUAACUGUAUUACUAACUUAACAACUGCAGUGAGAUUCACUUAACAACUGUGGCAAGAGAGGUUAUAAAAUGGGACUAAACUCUUAAUAACUCUCUUGCUUAGCCACAGAAAUUUUGGGCUCAAUUGUGGUGGUAAGUUGAGGACUAAUCUCUACAGCAUGGAAAAGCAUGAAAAAAAUAUUAUAUUUUCACUUAAUGGGAUAUCAAAGAGCAGAGGUUGGGAAAUCUGCACCUGAAAUCCUGGAAGGCAGUGAUAAGAUAUGAUAUUUGGACUACAUCAAUGAUAGAAGUUCUGUAACCAUAUAUAUGUUAAACUGCAGGCCUCAAUAUACCUCACAGCUCAUGUUGCUGGCAAUUCAGUGACAUUGGGCAGAUCACAAACAUCUUAUAUGUUAAUUGACAUUAAGUAGUGUCUUAUGUUUGCAUGUCUGUAGAAUCAAAACUUGCUUACUUGACAGGAGACUCAAAGAGCUUCUUUUUAGGGAAUCAGUCCUGCCAUGCAGAUGGAAAAAUGCAACCUAUUGUUUCCAAAUGAAUAGUGAUUGGGUUCUGCCAGUCAUAUCACCAUCUGCUUGCCCUUCUUUGGUUCCUGACAGAGAGAGGUUGGUGGGUGGGUGGUUUGUUUUUUUAAAUUUCAGAUUCAAUGCUAGUUAUAGAAGCAAUGGAUUGAGCAGGCAGAGAAGAAUGUGCCCUUGGCUUCAUACUCAACAAAUAGAGAUAUCUUGAUUUUGUUUAGGUAAUUAUAAUAGUAAAAUAAAACAAACACAUUUGAGUAUCUGCUCCAUUACCAGAAGAUUUAUAUGUCAGGAAGUAUGUCAAUAAUAAAAUGUUACUGGAACAGAAAGUAAUAUUUUGCAGACCAUCCAUCCCCUACAUUGCAGUCCAAGAUCCUUCACCCAUCAGCCAAGUCCAUUAAAAAUAUCUUGGUUCACACAUCCCACUAACCAUAGCUUGUUACAUCUCUGUUUUGUUGAUCAAACAGGGAAGCAACAUAAUCAUAGUUUUUUUUUUUUUUUAACCAACUUCUGAUGUAUUUACUUAUAGCUCCCUGGGCUUUGCAAUUCUGGUUUUUGGCACAUAGACAAACUCACGAAAGAACAAAUAAGCUAUAUGGUUUCAUUUCAUAUAUUGCACAGAACGGUGGUUGCAGUCAAUAUAGCUGAAAUGUAUUAUUUCCAAUUGUGAUUUACCAUCAUCAUAUAACCUCUGGUCCAUUUCAAAUCUUGGAUGAAAGCCAAUCCCAGCCUGUGUGUACUUAUGGAUUUUAGUGGCAUGUUACAGUAGUGAUGACCAGUUGCUCAGAUGGCUUUAAAAGGCAAUUGAAUGAAUGCAUGAAGCAGGGUUUCUAAGCUUUUUGGACAUUGGAGAGCCAGUUUGGGGUAUGGAUUGAGAUGCUGGCCUAAAAACCAGGGGACUUUGAAUUCUAGUCCUGCUUUAGUCAUGAAAGUGGGCUGGGUGUUUUUGGACAGUCACCCUCUCAGCCCAACCCAUCCACUUCACAGGUAGUUGUGGGCAAAAUAGAAGGAAGGAGAAUUAUGUAUAUUUGCUGCCUUAAAUUACUUAUGAAGUAAGAGAUCUUGCCCCUGACCCAGGGAUGAAAUUCAGCAGGUUCUGACAGGUUCUGGAGAACUGGUAGUAGAAAUUUUGAGCAGUUCAGAGAACCAGUAGAGAAAUUUUGAGUAGUUUGGAGAACCGGCAAAUACCACUUCUGGCUGGCCCCAAAGUGGGUGGGAAUGGAGACUUUGCAAUAUCCUUCCCCCAGGAGUGGGGAGGGAAUGGGGAUUUUGAAGUAUACUUCCCCUGGAGUGGGGAAGAAAUGGGGAUUUUGGAAUAACCUUCCCCUGCCACGCCCAUCUAGUCACGGCCACAGAACCGGUAGUAAAAAAUUUGGAUUUCACCACUACAUUGUGGGGUGUGAUAGAGUUCAGUAUUUUCUCCACUCCUAAUUAAUUUUUGGAUACGGUCAUCUACAGCCAUAGCUAUUAUCAGUAUGCUGAUGGUACCUAGCUGUAUAUCUCCGUCUUUUGGUAAAGUAAGUGACAUGUUGAUGUCCUGUCUCAUUGCCUGGAGUCUGUUGAUAUCUGGAUGGAGAACAAAGGGCUUCAGCUUCACUGGCAAGAUUUAGUGGUGCUCUGGGUGAAGGAGCACUGCUCCAGGCAGACCCAGUGCAUGAUAUGGGGGUCCUUCUGAACUUAUGACUCCUGCUUGAUGAGCAGAUGGCAUUUGUGACUUAAACUUGUGUGCCAAUUUUGCUCAUUCUGGCUCAUACGGUUCUAGUUCAUGCCUGAUCACCUCUUUCAUGGAUUACUGUAAUGUGCUUUACAAAGACUACCCUUGAAGGGUACAAAAUGUGGAGGCAUGGGCAUUUAUGUGCUUAUCUAGAUCAGUGCGUGUUACACUUCAGCUCUACAAGCUACAUUAAUUAUCAGUUUGCUUCUGGGUUCAAUUAAAGAUGUGGAUAAUAUUCAGCAUGGGCACCUAGUUACUUAAGCAUCUCCUCUCCCCGGUUAUAUCUGCCCAUCCCAUCAGGUCUUUCAGGAAGAGCAUGUGGGGCUCCCAUUCACAAAGGAAUGCCAGUAGGCCUCAAUUCAUGUUCUCAUGCCUCAGCAAUGCACAAUGAUUUGCUUUGAAAGGUGUACUAAUUAUAAAGAGGAGGAGCCACAAUGGCAACUGUCCAAGUCUUGAAGGCCAACUGCCUCUGGGGUCUCCAGGGAUACACCUGAUUUGUCUGAUGCUGUCAACAGAAAGUGUUAACUUUUUAACAGCAUCCAAGUUUAGUUAAUUAGUCAACUGCUACUUAAGUAGGAGGGGAAGCAUGUACGAAAAGUCCUCCCUUGGAGCUUAUUUACACUCCAUGCUAAGAAAUAUCUGGAGAUUUUUUUUAAUUAAUCCCCAAGCAAGCGGUAGCAAUUAGUGCUCACCAUCCUCAAUUCUCUGCAUGAUCAUUUACCUUUUGGGAACAUCCUUAGGGAGGCUGGUAGAAAGAAAAAAGGCCAUAAAACUGCAGCCUAGCCAUCUCUCAAGUGUGGUUUUGCAGGGAUAGCAUUGGGACAAGCAACAAUCUUUUAUGUACACUGAGAGCAUAUGCACCAAGACAAAUUCCUUGUGUGUCCAAUCACACUUGGCUAAUAAAAAAAUCUAUUCUAUUCUAUUCAAUAAGCGAUUUGCAAAAGGAUAACAGAAAACCUUCCAGAUUGUGUUCACAUGAUGUAGUUGCCUAUACUUCACUAUUCAAUAGCCCAAUUCUGUAUAACAGACAUGGUUGACCUGACACACUAAUUUUUUGUUGUUGUUAGUUGCGAAGUCAUAUCCGACCCAUCGCGACCUCAUGGACAACAUUCCUCCAGGCCUUCCUGUCCUUUACCAUCCUCUGGAGUCCAUUUAAGCUCAUGCCUGCUGCUUCAGUGACUCCAUCCAGCCACCUCAUUCUCUGUCAUCCUCUUCUUUUGUCCUCAAUCUUUCCCAGCAUUAAGCUCUUCUUCAGUGAGUCCUUCCUUCUCAUUAAGUGGCCAAAAUAUUUGAGUUUCAUCUUCAGGAUCUGGCCUUCUAAAGAGCAGUCAGGGUUGAUCUCCUUUAGGACUGACCGGUUUGAUCACCUUGCAGUCCAAGGGACUUGCAGGAGUCUUCUCCAGCACCAUAGUUCAAAGGUCUCAAUUCUUUGGUGCUCAGCCUUUCUUAUGGUCCAACUUUCACAGCCAUACAUUGCAACUGGGAAAACCAUAGCCUUGACUAUACACACUUUUGUUGGCAGGGUGAUAUCUCUGCUUUUUAGAAUGCUGUCUAGAUUUGCCAUAGCUUUCCUCCCCAGGAGCAAGUGUCUUAAUUUCUUUGCUGCAGUCCCCAUUUGUGGUGAUCUUGGAGCCCAGGAAAAUAAAAUCUGCCACUACUUCCAUUUCUUCCCCAUCUAUUUGCCAGGAAUUGAGAGGGCCUGAUGCUAUGAUCUUAGUUUUCUUAAUUUUGAGUUUCAAGCCAGCUUUUGCACUUUCCUUCUUCACCUGCAUCAAGAGGCUCUUUAGUUCCUCUUCACUUUCUGCCAUUAGAGUGGUAUCUGCAUAUCUGAGGAUGUUGAUAUUUCUCCCGGCAAUCUUAAUUCCAGUUUUUGAUUCAUCUAGCUCUGCCUUUCUCAUCAUGUGCUCUGCAUAUAAGUUAAAUAGGCAGGGCGACAGUAUACAGCCUUGCCGGACUUCUUUCCCAAUUUUGAACCAAUCAGUGGUUCCAUGUCCAGUUCUCAUUGUUGCUUCUUGACCCGCAUAUAGGUUUCUCAAGAGACAAAUAAGAUGGUCUGGUGCUCCCAUCUCUUUAAGAACUUGCCACAAUUUAUUGUGAUCCACACAAUCAAAGGCUUUAGCUUAGUCAAUGAAGCAGAAGUAGAUGUUUUUCUGGAACUCCCUAGCUUUCUCCAUGAUCCAGUGUAUGUUGGCAAUUUGAUCUCUAGUUCCUCUGCCUCUUCAGAAUCCUGCCUGUACUUCUGGUAGUUCUCGAUCCACAUACUGCUGGAGUCUAGCUUUUAGGAUUUUAAGAAUAACCUUACUAGCAUGUGAAAUGAGUGCAAUGGUGCAAUAUUUUGAACAUUCUUUGGCAUUGCCUUUCUUUGGAAUUGGAAUGUAAACUGACCUUUUCCAAUCCUAUGGCCACUGUUGAGUUUUCCAAAUUUGCUGGCAAAUUGAGUGUAGCACUUUUACUGCAUCAUCUUUCAAGAUUUUGAAUAGCUCAGCUGGAAUACUGUCAUCUCCACUAGCUUUGUUGUUGCUCAGAUUUCCUAAGGCCCAUUUGACUUCACAUUCUAGGAUGUCUGGUUCGAGGUCAGUGACCACCCCAUUGUGAUUAUCAGGGAUGUUAAGCUCGUUCUUGUAUAGUUCUUCUGUGUAAUUUUGCCACCUCUUUUUAAUGUCUUCUGCCUCUGUUAGGUCCCUGCCAUUUUGGUCCUUUAUCAUGCCCAUCUUUGCAUGAAACGUUCCCUUCAUAUCUCCAAUUUUCUUGAAGAGAUCUCUGGUCCUCUUUAUUCUAUUGUUUUCUUCUAUUUCUUUGCACUGUUCAUUUAAGAAGGCAUUCUUAUUUUUUCUAGGUAUUCUCUGGAAUUCUGCAUUCAACUGGGUGUAUCUUUCUCUUUCUCCCUUGCCUUUCACUUCCCUUCUUUCCUCAGCUAUUUGCAAAGCUUCCUCAGACAGCCAUUUUGCUUUCUUGCCCUUCUUUUUCUUUGGGAUGGUUUUAGUUGCUACCUCUCGUACUGUAUAGAGCUUCUCCAUCUUUGGCUGCAGAGCACAUAGUCAAUCUGAUUUCUGGGUUGACGGUCUGGUGAUGUCCAUGUGUAGAGUCGUCUCUUGGGUUGUUGGAAAAGAGUGUUUGCUAUGACCAUUGUAUUAUCUUGACAGAAUUCUAUCAGCCUGUGCCCUGCUUCAUUUUGUACUCCAAGGCCAAACUUGCCUGUUAUUUUGGUUAUCUUUUGACUUCCUACUUCAGCAUUCCAAUCCCCAUGAUGAUAAGGACAUCAUUUUUUGGUGUUAAUUCUAUAAGGUGCUGCAGGCUUCAUAGAACCGGUCAAUUUCAUCUUCUUCAGCACCAGUGGUUGGGGCACACUAAUAUGGCUUGGUAAUUGGUGGUUUAUUAAGCCCUUUGAGUAUAACCAUGGGAAAUAAAAGGGUAUCUAGUACUUAACCAGCUGGUAUUUUACGCUAUUUCAUUUUAUAUAGUAUUGUAAACUGAGAGAAACUAUAAUAGCUGAGUUUCAUUUUGCAUUAACCCAUAUAAUAUUUGCUUAACCAUUAAAUAAGUACAAUUGGCUGGAUUCAUAUAACAUGCUAAGCAAACGACAUUGGGUUCCCAUAAUGCAUGAGGUUAAAACCAAACAAACUACAUUAGCUUAUUAUGCAAACAUGGUCAAUAGGUGUCCAUGUUGAUUUUAUACUGAUGAAAAUGCAGAGUGGCCAAUGAAGUCUAGGAACGUUCUAUAUGGAUAGGGAUAAGUUUAAUCAUUCCCCACAGCCGCUUCAUAGGAGGAAAAAUUAUUCCACAUUCUCUAGGAUGGGUUUGUAUGAUAAGGUAACCAACACAACUGUGCAGGUGGGGGCUAACUUUUAAAAAAACCAAACUUGGGAGAUAAUUGGACUUCCUUUCACAUGCAUGCUAGUGAUGCUGAUCUGAACCAGACUAUAUAUUCUUAUGCUAUAAUUUUUUUUAAAAAAGUUUUGAAGACAAAAGUCCUAGGAUCAUUCCAAAACAUAAAGCCAUCUCAGAAAUGUUUUUAGAGGAAAGCAAGCCAGAUUGUGCCUGGUAGAACACAGAGCAUUAGUAAUGCAAAAUCUAGAUCAAAAUCUCACUUAAUCCAGAAAGAGCUACACACACUGAAAAAGAGGUGCAAAGGGUACCCUGUAAGAUUUUGUUAGGUGUCAUUGAAAUAUCAUAGUGACAGUCACCCUGUACUAGAGUAGAAGUUUUAUAGCAGGGGUCCUGAAACUACGGCCCGCAGGCUGUAUACAGCCUGCCAAAGCCAUUAAUCCAGCCCGAGAGGGACCAUAAGGCUGCCCCACCCACAUUACCCCACCUAUCAGCCGGCCCCCACCUGCCUUCUGGAGGCAUAGGAGGCCAAAAAUGGGAUGCGUGGGGGCAUCAGGAGGCCAAAAAUGGGUGUGUUUUGAGGCAGCAGAGUGGUUCUGGAGGCUGAGGAGGCCAAAAAUGGGCCUGGUUUUCGUCUCCCCAGCCUCCAGAGACAGAGGGAGGGAGGGAGAGAGAGAGUUGUGCACACACAUACAAACAGUCAUCCCAGGCAGCCACAUCCCUUCACUAACCUGCUUUCCACCCCCAGAAGGAUAACAAAGUUUAAUUUGUGGGUAUUGUUUAAUAGACUGCUAAAUUGGCCACACCCACCCAAUCACAUGACCACCUAGCCACACUCACCUGGCUCGACCCCCCAAUAGUCUGAGGCACCGUGAAUUGGUUCCCUGUUUAAAAAGUUUGAGGACCCCUGUUUUAUAGAAUCAGUUAAGUGGUGCCAAUUAUCUGUCUAGUUAACCAAAGGAUUCUGGCAAAUAAGAUUGGAGAUGAGUUCUAUAGAGAAAAAUAGCCUUUCCAACAUUUCAAGCACUGUUUCAAUUUAUAAAAAUCUCUUGAUUUUCAUGGCACUCCUGUAACUUUCUAAAGAAUAAUGCAUAAAAUCCUAUCAGGUAGGAAAAAAAGUAGCCUAUUUGGACUCUGAUACAAUUUGUUACUUUUUGGUAGAAAAAUUAGUUGUAAUGAAAGAAUCUUAUUUCUAUAAAUAAAUAAGUUAUUUUACCUAUUAA
Pantherophis guttatus is the source of this 12720-nucleotide messenger RNA. The record is from RefSeq and is a predicted model, not a curated record. Lineage: Eukaryota; Metazoa; Chordata; Lepidosauria; Squamata; Colubridae.